Molecule: messenger RNA, 5037 nt
Organism: Ictalurus furcatus (blue catfish)
Lineage: Eukaryota; Metazoa; Chordata; Actinopteri; Siluriformes; Ictaluridae
Gene: nol10
Product: nucleolar protein 10
Exons: 21
Coding region: 118-2259 (713 amino acids)
Biological process (GO): maturation of SSU-rRNA from tricistronic rRNA transcript (SSU-rRNA, 5.8S rRNA, LSU-rRNA)
Cellular component (GO): nucleolus; 90S preribosome; small-subunit processome
Molecular function (GO): protein binding
Source: RefSeq, a predicted model, not a curated record
UUAUUUAGUGAACACCCCAGCGCUUGUUGUGGUUCCAACGUGGGUUUAUAACCGGGAAGAUUUUCUGUAGAAAUCAUUCUUCAUAUGUGUAGAAAGAUCGCCUGACCACUGUAAAAAAUGCAGGUGUCCAGUGUAAAUAAUAUAAAGAUAUAUAAUUUGAGCCAUGGAAAGUCUCUGCCAGAGUGGUUGUCAGACAGAAAGAAGAGAGCUUUACAGAAGAAAGAUGUUGAUAUUCAGAGAAGGAUUGAACUCAUUCAGGAUUUUGAGAUGCCCACUGUGUGCACCUCUCUCAAAGUGUCACGUGACGGACAGUAUAUUUUAGCUGCAGGCACAUACAAACCCAGGAUCCGGUGCUAUGACACGUAUCAGCUGUCUCUGAAGUUUGAAAGGUGUCUGGAUUCUGAUGUGGUGGCCUUUGAAAUCUUGUCUGAUGACUACUCCAAGCUGGUGUUUCUGCAUAUUGAUCGUUACGUGGAGUUUCAUUCCCAGCACGGUCACUACUACAAGACGCGCAUCCCCAAGUUCGGCCGAGAUUUCUCCUACCACUACCCAUCCUGUGAUUUGUACUUUGUAGGAGCCAGUUCAGAGAUCAUCCGCCUGAACCUCGAACAGGGCCGAUUCCUCAACUCUCUGCAGACAGACGCAAUGGAGAACAAUGUAUGUGACAUCAACCCUGUUCAUCAUUUAUUUGCUGCUGGGACUUUAGAGGGGAAAGUGGAAUGCUGGGACCCACGUGUGCGCAGUCGUGUGGGCAUCCUGGACUGCGCUCUCAGCAGUGUGACAGAGGGAAAUGAAGUAGAGAGCCUGCCAUCUGUCAGUGCACUCAAGUUUAAUGGCUCCCUGGGUGUGGCUGUGGGCAUGACUACAGGACAGGUUUUGUUGUACGACCUACGUUCCUCUCGUCCCCUGCUCGUGAAAGACCAUUAUUACGGCCUGCCCAUCCGCUCCCUCCAUUUCCAUAAACAGAUGGAUCUGGUGAUUUCCGCAGACUCGAAGAUCAUCAAGAUGUGGCACAGAGACAAUGGUAAGGUGUUUUCUUCCAUCGAGCCACCGGCCAACAUCAACGAUGUGUGUAUUUACCCCGAAUCAGGUAUGCUCUUCACUGCUAAUGAAGACCCCAAAAUGAAUACUUUCUACAUUCCAGCCCUGGGUCCUGCACCUCGUUGGUGCUCCUUCCUUGAUAACCUGACUGAGGAACUGGAGGAGAACCCAGAGAGUACUGUCUACGACGACUACAAGUUUGUUACACGCAAAGACCUGGACAACCUUGGUCUGACACACCUGAUUGGCUCACCUCUGCUGAGGGCCUACAUGCAUGGCUUCUUCAUGGACAUCAGACUCUACCACAAGGUUAAAACUAUGGCAAAUCCAUUUGCCUAUGAGGAAUAUCGCAAGGACAAGAUACGGCAGAAAAUUGAAGAGUCCAGAGUCCAGAGAGUACAGCUAAAGAAUCUGCCAAAGGUGAACAAAGAGCUUGCAAUGAAGCUGAUGGAGGAGGGUAAAGAGUCACGAAAAGCCAAGAAGAAAGCCAAGGGCACCACAAGCAUCCUGACUGAUGACCGUUUCAAAAUGAUGUUCGAGAAUCCAGACUACCAAGUAGACGAGCAGAGCGAGGAGUUCCGCUUGCUUAAUCCCAUCGUGUCCAAAGUGGGCCAGAGGAGGAGGGAGAAGCUACAGCAAUUAGUUGAGCAAGAGGCAAAUGAAAAGUCGGAUGAUGAGGAAGAGGAGCUGGAGGGACGGCCCAGCUCCGAGGAAGAGGAGAGCUCAGACGACGAUAAGAGCUGGGUGGAGGAGGUGAGGGAGCAGCGGCGUCUCUUACGAGUAGAGCAGAGAGAGCGCCAGUUUAAAGAGAGAAAGGAACAGGACCGCAACACCAGCCUGCAGAGUUCAGAUCCAGUCAGAAAGUCUCAACAGAGCCAGGCUCAAGGCCAGAGCCAGCCACGCUUCUACCAGAUCAAAGCCGGAGAGGAGUUCCGCAGCUUCGGGGACGUGGCACGCAAACAGAAGAUGCAAAAAACCUCGCUUGAGGAGCGUCUGAAGCUGGAGGAGAGCUCAGGGAUGCUGAACGUUGCUGACACUGCAGUCGGAAGCAAGCAGCUGACCUUCACUCUUAAAAAGACUGAGAAACAGCAGAGUCAACAGCGGGCCGAAUGGGAGCACCAUGAGGAGAGGAGGAAGAUCAGGAGGGCUGCUGGUCACCUUCACACUCGAGGACGAGGCAGAGGAAGAGGCAGAGGAAGAGGCAGGGGACGAUUCUGAACGCUGCCUCCAACCUCCCGCUAUAGUCACUUGUAUGCAUUCAGGCUUUACACGCUGCCUCAAAAUAACUUUGUCCUACUGCUACAAGGACAGGCAAGUGUACUGUAAACUCUGCUUUUAAUGUGGGUUUCAUGGAAUGCAAAAGAAAGACCAUAUGGUCAGUGAGAGAAGCUGGGGAUAAUUCUUUUUAAUGUUUGGGUGUGUGUACAUAUCUGGACGUAUGUGUGUGUGUGUGUGUGUAUUUCUCUGUGCUACACUCCCCUAUUGUGUCGCACGGUGUCUGAAGCAGCAGGACAUUGUUAAAGAAACCUUUCAUCUACAGCUGAGUGUGUGUAUUUGCUGUUUUAUUUUAUUUUUUAUUUAAUCUGUAUUCUGAUCUCAAUGCACCAGGUCCUAAAACUUUGUAUCGAAAUUAAUUUUAGAAACGUCUUCCACUUUUUUUUCUCUCUAAUUAUUUCUUUAAAAUUUCCCUUUUGAGAAUUAGUUUGACAUUGUCUCAAGCCUGCUCAGGAUUAGCUGCUUUAUGAAAGCUGCUACUUUGUUGUCAGCUAUUACUACAUUAAGCAACCUUUUCAAGAUGAACAACUGUAACAGGACACUUGUUUACCUACUCACUGCUGUAUUCUGUUCAACAAUAGCCUAUGAUUAAAAGUGUCAAGCUUUAGAAAUACUACAAUGAAUGUGAGGCAUGAAGCUACCAGGCAAGCCCAUAAUGUGAAGUAAAGUACAUUACAGGAUGGUUAACUGUUGCAGUUUGAACUGUGUUCCAAGUUGGUUUUCAAGAUGAAUCAGUAUUAAAACACUUGAUCAGCAUAACAUGCGUAUAAUAAGCAUAUUUCUACAUAUUUCUAACUGCAAGUUAAGACACACAAAAAAGUAAAUACAAUUACAAAAUCCAUAAAAACCUGGAAGCUCUGAAUCCAGUUAAUAUCUGAUCCUCCUCACCUGUAGCAGAGGUGAAGAGAUGAAGUUUGUGUGUAGUGUAUACACCAGUCUAUAGUGAAAUAUAAAGAUUAUGAAUUGAAAUAUAGGCCUUCUGAUGUCGAAACGCAAUCAGUGAUUCAGCAAUUACUUCCUGUGUGUGUGUGUACAUGGAAAGAAACUGCAAAAUUUGGUUGGUUUCAGUUGUAUUUACAUUACUUUUACAACGCAGAUAUACGACACAUUUGCGCUGAGUUAUGGCAGAGACUCGGCUUGGCUAGUUAGAGAUCUAUGAUGUGAAAAGCAUAAUGGUGUUGAUGGUGGUAUUUGCAUGAAUGUGGAAGCUUUGAAAGCUGAUCUGUUUGAGAAGAUUGUACAGAUGAGGAAGUGAGAGAGCUGGACAGACUUGAGGAUUAAACCACUGCUGCAUCACUCUCUUUAGGUAGAGACUGGCACCAUUAUCGGCAAGUGGUCGAAUGGCAGUAUGGGUAAGCCGAGAGAAAAGAAACUAACUUGUUCAUGAUUUAAGUCAACUCCUAAAAACUUUUCCACAAUUCAAGAUCACAUAUUGAUUCAUGGGUGAUUUUUCCAUUAAGAAUGGAUUUCUUCAACGUUUCUCCAAAAAAAAACAACAUUUAAACCCUAGCCUACUUCUCUCUGCAUAUGCAUAUCAACUCACAAAAGCACAGUUGUUUGGAAAAGGUCACCAUGGUCCUCUCAGGCAUGCUUUGGGAUAAGUCACAAGCUGGGUAUGAUGGUAGGGAGACAGAAGAAAAUAGGUCACUGUUUCAUAGGCAAAUAUACUGGGCACAUUUUGAAAGACAGCUUUCCAAAAAAAAUAAAAAAUCUACCAAAGCUGAGGUUACAUUCUAACGAUUAUAACUAGUAGUGAAUUCACUGUGACUACAGAGUUUAAAAGGUAAUCUUUUAGUUAGAAUGCAAUAUGUAGUUGAAUUGGCUUUGGUUGCUAAUGACCAGUUCAGCUUGUGCAACUGACUAAGCACGCCAGUGCACAUUUUUGUGGUUUUCCACUCUAAAGCACUUAACUCAGCUCAUGAAGGGUCUGAUUACCUGAUUUAUUAUAAGAUGCCAAAUUCUUUAAUUUCCUGUGUGUGCAGCUUCAUUAUUUGCUCUGGUUGGUAUUUGGUUCAGGGGCUUGGCUAUAGAGAAGAAGUGAGGCAUCUAGGCAUUUAAAAAAAAAAAAAAUUUAGCCUUGCCUGCAUUUCUGUAGGUCCUGAGCACAAGACAAAAGGGCUCUGCUUUCACAGAGUAAUCCAUCCUGACACUCACUUCAACACAGCCAUAAAACGCACCCUUCCCACUCACUGCCUUGUCUGGGAGUGUGUGAGGUCCAUUCAGGGAUUUCAGAGCUGGGCUCAGUUUCUUUGAAUACUCCAAAGGCAAAUGGAAUGGGGAGAGUGUGAAUGCUGGGAAAAGAGCAGCAGGCCCCUUUUAUCACCACGUGACAGGAAUGAGAGCGCAAGGUCAACGGUGUCAUACUACAUGGGAAAGUGUGGGUCUCCCAGUACCGGUCACCUCUGAUUUAAGAUGUUUCAUUUCUGUCCAACACACAAAUCAGUGCUAGAGUCAACUCCGCAAUUACUGGCUUAUUUAUUUUGAGCUUAGAAGUAGAGAUGCUGUACCAUCUUAUUUUAACACUGGGUUUCCCCGAAAUAUAAAAGUUUUCUUAGGUAGUGCAGUUUUGUUCUGCAAAACUGGUUUCAAAAUUACAGUAUUAAUUUGCUGAAGCCGAUGUUGUAGAAGCUAACAGCUCUGAGUCUCUUUAAAUAAACAAAAACAAAGAACACACAAAGAACACACAAACAUUCUGGACCACACCUCAAGAUCCUGAACCAC